Molecule: messenger RNA, 345 nt
Organism: Echinostoma caproni
Lineage: Eukaryota; Metazoa; Platyhelminthes; Trematoda; Plagiorchiida; Echinostomatidae
Source: the annotation of a GenBank genome assembly
AUGUCCAACGCGUUAAGUGACCUAAACCCGAUGGUUGGUGUUGAGGGUGCCUACAGCUCCAAACAGAUCUACUCGGUACAAGAUAUCAAAGACGUGAUCGAAUUCGGGCGUGAUCGUGGUAUCCGCGUAAUUCCGGAAUUCGACAUACCCGGUCACACACACAGUUUGGCUUAUGCCAUGCCCGAGGUCUUGGCACAUUGUCCGGGUGAUCGGGGUAUGCCAAGUAUGUUCUUUGGACCGUUAAAUCCGAUGAGAAACGAAACCUAUGAUUACCUGCACGGUCUGAUCGGUGAGGUGUUUCAUCUGUUCAAAGAUGAAUNAAUUUGUGCAUCUCGGCGGCGAUGA